AUGUCACAGCCCAGUCAUGUUACGACGGACCCGUUCACCGAACUUCUCUACACCAUGGACUUUGAACAAAAUACGGACCAAAUUGUCGCGAAUAUUGCAACGGAUUACGAAUUUAACAAAGUUAUCAACUCACAUCCUACUCAUAUCAACGUCGACGAAGCCUGGGGCUUGUUAUAUUUUAAUCAGCCAAUUGAGAAUUCCAUAUCCUCCAACCCUGAUCGCGAAACCAUUGGCAUAAACGCUUCUGAGGCAUCUUCCCCAUCUCUACCAUUGGAAGCAACUAAGUCAGCAAAAUCUUCUGAAACCAAACGACCAAAGAGACCUGGCCGAUAUAAGAAUGCCAGUCCAGCUGUUAUGAAUCGUCGCCGAGAGCAGUGCCGGGAAGCGCAACGCAAGUAUCGCGAACGCAGAGAAAGUCGCAUCUGUCAGUUAGAAACAGAGUUGAAGGAAGUGCAACUUGAGCGAGAUUCACUAUUUGCAUCAUACUUCGAUUUAAAAAUGCGAUAUGACACAAAGUUAGGCCAACUGAUACAAAUUGUCUCAGACGUAGGCUUGUUAAGCUCAUCCUCUGAUGGAUUACCAGUCCUACUAUCGAAGCAAACAAUAACGGAGGACGUUGGUGAAGGGAUGUUUCUUGAUUAUACUUGUCUUCCUCAAACCAGUCUAUAA
Molecule: messenger RNA, 669 nt
Organism: [Torrubiella] hemipterigena
Lineage: Eukaryota; Fungi; Ascomycota; Sordariomycetes; Hypocreales; Clavicipitaceae
Source: the annotation of a GenBank genome assembly